This is a messenger RNA of Thlaspi arvense, 1575 nucleotides long. The record is from the annotation of a GenBank genome assembly. Lineage: Eukaryota; Viridiplantae; Streptophyta; Magnoliopsida; Brassicales; Brassicaceae.
AUGAAUGCGGAUGAGAGAGAGAUUAAGAUGGAACGAGACAUAUCAGAGGCGAGGAAAGAGGAAGAAGAAGAAGAGGAGCAACCGCUUAGCCCAGCGGCACGUGUGUUCCACGCACCGGAGUUGAAUUGUUACGUCAUAACGGUGAUUGGUAUUAAGAAAAAGAUCGAGCCAGAUGUGGUUAUCGAAGGAUUAAAGCAAAGUUUGAUCAGGCAUCCUCGUUUCUCCAGUAAAUUGGUGAACAUAAGGAACAAGAAUAAACAAACUCAGAGUUGGGUUCGGACAAACGUGGUUAUUGACGAUCACGUCAUCGUACCGGACAUUCAAACGCAAAACAUAGAGAACGCAAACGCAGAGGCGUUUCUUGAGAGCUACGUCUCCGACCUCACGUUGAUCCCUUUAGACAUCUCAAAGCCACUAUGGGAGCUUCACCUACUCGAUUUGAAAACCACAGAUGCUGAAAACGUUGCCAUUUUAAAGUUUCAUCACUCUUUGGGAGAUGGUAUGUCUCUAAUGGCCCUUGUCCUCGCUUGUAUGCGUAAAACAUCGAACCCCGAAGAGCUACCGACUCUACCGUACCAAAACCGGGCGUCGUCUAGAUCUUCCCGGUUAAAGGCCGGUUCAAGGGGUGAUUUUCGGUUGGUGUGGUUAUUUAGGGUUCUAUGGUCGGCGAUUAUGAUGGUUUUGAAUACGGUUCGUGAUGCUUUGGAGUUUACUGCUACGGCAUUGUUCCUCAAGGACACUGAAACACCCAUCAAAGGUGAUUUCCGGUUAAGUAAGCGUAAACGGAUGUGUUUGGUUUAUCGUACCGUAAGCUUGGACGACAUAAAGCUAAUCAAGAAUACCAUGAAGAUGACGGUCAACGAUGUAGUACUUGGUGUAACUCAGGCUUCUCUGUCGCAGUACUUGGAGAGAAUAUAUGGAGAGAAGAAGAAGAAGGUAGUAGGAGAAGAUCAAGAAUCUAAGAGGAAUUCAAAUGAUUUACCUAAAAAACUAAGGCUAAGAUCAGCUAUACUUGAUCUAGCUGAUAUGAUGGCUAAAGGAUCUAAGUGUAGAUGGGGAAAUUGGAUUGGCUACAUAGUCUUUCCGUUUUCUAUCAGUUUACGCGAUGAUCCAUUGGAGCAUCUUCGAAGAGCCAAAAAGACCAUUGACCGGAAGAAAAACUCGAUGGAAGCUGCGCUAACAUUCAUUGUCAGUAAAUUCGUGAUGAGAUUGUUUGGAGUUAAGGUGACAGCUAACAUAAUAAAUAGAGUAUUUUCUAACACAACGAUGUCAUUUUCAAACUUGGUUGGUCCUAUUGAAGAAAUUAGCUUCUUUGGACAUCCCAUCACUUACAUGGCCUCAAGCGUUUAUGGUCAUCACCAUGCGUUGAUGAUGCAUUUGCAGAGUUACAUGAACAAGAUGACGAUUGCUUUGACCGUAGAUCCAACGGUCAUAAGUGAUCCUCAUCAGCUACUUGACGACUGGGAAGAAUCUCUAAGAAUUGAGGGGAAACGUACAACGAGGCAUAAUCUUGAAGUUAUAGAAUCGUACUUUGGUGGCCGAUUCUUUGAUGGGUUGUGUCGUCGUUAUCUUUGA